Molecule: messenger RNA, 327 nt
Organism: Mesorhabditis belari
Lineage: Eukaryota; Metazoa; Nematoda; Chromadorea; Rhabditida; Rhabditidae
Source: the annotation of a GenBank genome assembly
AUGGACGACCGGGUGACGGCACAACCAGCGAUCAUCAAAAACGAUCUCGAGAAUUUGGAAUCAAAAUACGGCUACGCGUUGCUCGGUUUAGAUGGAACGAUUCACUCGGAAACCCAAGAAACGAUUAAUGUCGAAGGAUCGGUCAUCGAAUCGCUCACUGGUGAGCUCAAGGAAAAAACCCGCGCGCACAGGGUGACCUCGAUUGGUGCGACGCCGAUGGCCGAAGCGGGACGCCACAAUUCACAGGGCAACCGCAGCCGGGAGCGCUCGGAGACGAAUGCCGAAGACACGGGGAUUUAUUAUCCGGAGAGGUGGGUGCAAAUUGUU